UCGAGCUAAUGCAGUCACCCAUUUGUCGGCGUCGGCGUCGGCGUCGGCGUCGGCGUCGGCGUCCCUUUGGUUAAGUUUUUGUAUGUAAGCUGGUAUCUCCAUAACUACUGAAGGGAAUGGAUUGAAACUUCACACACUUGUUCUCUGUGAUUAUCUAAGAUGAUUGGCACAAGUCCCAUAACUCUGAUUUGCUUUUUUUCAUAAUUAUGCCCCUUUUUCGACUUAGAAAUUCUUGGUUAAGUUUUUGUAUGUAAGCUGGUAUCUCCAUAACUACUGAAGGGAUUGGAUUGAAACUUCACAUACUUGUUCUCUGUGAUUAUCUAAGAUGAUUGGCACAAGUCCCAUAACUCUGAUUUGCUUCUUUUCAUAAUUAUGCCCCUUUUUCGACUUAGAAAUUCUUGGUUAAGUUUUUGUAUGUAAGCUGGUAUCUCCAUAACUACUGAAGGGAAUGGAUUGAAACUUCACACACUUGUUCUCUGUGAUUAUCUAAGAUGAUUGGCACAAGUCCCAUAACUCUGAUUUGCUUUUUUUCAUAAUUAUGCCCCUUUUUCGACUUAGAAAUUCUUGGUUAAGUUUUUGUAUGUAAGCUGGUAUCUCCAUAACUACUGAAGGAUUGGAUUGAAACUUCACAUACUUGUUCUCUGUGAUUAUCUAAGAUGAUUGGCACAAGUCCCAUAACUCUGAUUUGCUUCUUUUCAUAAUUAUGCCCCUUUUUCGACUUAGAAAUUCUUGGUUAAGUUUUUGUAUGUAAGCUGGUAUCUCCAUAACUACUGAAGGGAAUGGAUUGAAACUUCACACACUUGUUCUCUGUGUUUAUCUAAGAUGAUUGGCACAAGUCCCAUAACUCUGAUUUGCUUUUUUUUCAUAAUUAUGCCCCUUUUUCGACUUAGAAAUUCUUGGUUAAGUUUUUGUAUGUAAGCUGGUAUCUCCAUAACUACUGAAGGGAAUGGAUUGAAACUUCACACACUUGUUCUCUGUGAUUAUCUAAGAUGAUUGGCGCAAGUCCCAUAACUCUGGAUUGCUUUAUUUCAUAAUUAUACCCCUUUUUCGACUUAGAAAUUCUUGGUUAAGUUUUUGUAUGUAAGCUGGUAUCUCCAUAACUACUGAAGGGAAUGGAUUGAAACUUCACACACUUGUUCUCUAUGAUUAUCUAAGAUGAUUGGCACAAGUCCCAUAACUAUAAUUUGCUUUUUUUCAUAAUUAUGCCCUUUUUUCGACUUAGAAAUUCUUGGUUAAGUUUUUGUAUGUAAGCUGGUAUCUCCAUAACUACUGAAGGGAAUUGAUUGAAAGUUCACACACUUGUUCUCUGUGAUUAUCUAAGAUGAUUGGCACAAGUCCCAUGUCUCUGAUUUGCUUUUUUACAUAAUUAUGCCCCUUUUUUGACUUAGAAAUUCUUGGUAAAGUUUUUGCGUGUAAGCUGGUAUCUCCAUAACUACUGAAGGGAAUGAAUUGAAACUUCACACACUUGUUCUCUGUGAUUAUCUAAGAUGAUUGGCACAAGUCGCAUUACUCUGAUUUGCUUUUUUGCAUAAUUAUGUCCCUUUUGAUAACAAGUGAAUUACACUUUGACCUAGUUACCUACUUUUUUGUGUUUAAAGAUACUGCUUGAAUUUUGGAACAUAUGCUUCGUUUUAGAUAGUUGUAGUAGAACUUAACGUUUACUAAUACUCAGAGCCGGAAUUAACCAUAUGUCCCUGACUAUCGGUAUCUUAGUUGGUCAGCAGUAGAAGCCACAUCGGGAUUUUCUUUUAUGCUGUACAACAAUGUGCAGUAGUUGCUGCACUUGACUUGAUCUUUACCUGCCGUGUGCCUUCUCUGUGACUUACGGUUGUUUUUAAUAUGAAAAUGAUACAUUGUUCAGGUGAGUGUUUACAAUUAUUUACAUACUGCAAUGAAAUCAGUUUAAUUAAAUAGAUUUGUUUUCCCUUUUUUUCCUUCUUUACCUUUUUUAUAUCAGUUCAGGCUAUGGCAAUAUGCAACAAAUUUCCACUGUAGGCAUAACUAAAUUAUCAGUGGCAGUAUGUUUCUUGUUGAAAGAGACUUGUCACACCUCUUGCCUCCAUAGUGACAUAAUAAAGAAGUAUUAUUAUUAUACUUCUAAUUUAUUUCCAUUUUCUUAAAGUGAUCUUUUUCUAUUUUAGAUUUAAUUAAAAAUGGAAGACAAAAAAAUUAUAAAUAGCAUUGCUGACAUGGAACUCCAAAUGUUAGGCAUAGCCUAUAAAUUGAAACAAAAUGAAAAUAUAAGUGAAGCUACGUCAGCAAUCGAAGUAUUGGCUAGGAAAUGCAAGGGAGCUGCUAUGACCAUGACUAUUCGAAAUGAUGCUGCUCUACAAGAAUUGGACAGGCUUAGAAAUGACAAUAAAAUUUUGAAAGGCAAACUUGAUCAUGCUGUUAAAGAUAAAGCCAAAGCAUUAGGUGAAUCUGGGUCACUCCAGUUUAAAGUUGUGCGUUUAGAAAGUGAAAUUUUAAAACUGAAAGAGAGUGAAAAGAAUCUUCAGCAGGAAAUGGAAAUGAAGGUGUCACAAGAUAUUAUAUGGGGAGACACAGAUGAAGAUGAGGAGGGACUGGCCACUUCAGGCAAAGACCAGCCAAACACUAUAAUUAAGGACUGUAAUGAAAAUGAGAUUACAGAAGAACCAUCCUUCAAGAAACAAAAAAAAUAGAACAUUGAAAUACAUUAGACACUAAUUAUUUCACAAGGAUAUCAAUUCAAAAAUUUACCUUUUUUACAUCUCUGUGUAGACUGAUGUUUGUUAUUACACACAUAUGAAUAUAUAUAUAUAUACUAUUGAUAGAUGUUAAGAUUCCAUUUCUCCAUUGUCUAUUCAAUCAUCUUGUUUCAUAUAAAUUGACAAUGAUAUUCAUGAAAAUAAAUAAAUUUCAGAUGUUUUUUUGUGGGCAAGUACGUAAGUAAGUUGAAUUAUUAAAGGUGCUGGACUAUAAAAACCAAAAUACAUUCCCCCCAAAACAGUGCAGCUUAUUUAAAGCUUUCAAACUUACGCCAUCCACAUUUAGAUACUUAUAAAAAGUAAUGUAUACAUGUAUAUACAAAAUUGUCAAAAUUGCUUUCCAUAUGACUGUAUUUUGGUUCAUUGUUUCUGUUUUUUUUCACAAAUUUAUGAAGGUAAUUCUCACAAAAUAAUGAUUUGAUAUGAUACCUGUUCGGGAGAUGAACUUACAUAACCAGUAUCUUCAUGCAAGCAGUAUUUAAUUGCAGUUUAUUGUAUUUUUUAAUCCUGUUCAAAUACUACUGCCACUGUUCAGAAUUAUUCACAUAUAAUAGAUUUUGUUUCAGAUAGCCAAUUAGCUCAGUCCAUUGAGCAGCCGCACCUCUACACUAACAACUCAUUUUUCUUUCCAUGUUACAUACUCGUAUGCUACCAGACAUAAAAUCUUGAUCCUUUAUCCAGUAAACAUUGUAAAGUUUGGUUUAAGUGCAGUAAAAUAAUGGUCUUAUUCUAUUUCAGUAAAGUAUUUCAAAGUUUGUAAAUUUUUGUAAAAUAGAUAAAGUUCAAAUCAUUUUAACAAUACUAUAUCUUCUGUUAGUGAGUGCCUUAAAAUUAUUUUCAGGUGCUGGUCAUUACCUUCUUUCAAAUAAAGGAGCGCAUGCAUAUUAUGGCAACAUGACACAAUUCUGUGAACGAUGUGGGAAAACAUUCAAGACAGUUAAAAACCUUGAAAAACAUGUCUGUAAUAUGUGUUCAAUAUGUGGGAUGGUUUUCACAAGACGAGAAAAUCUCAACAAACAUGUGUGUGAAAGAAAAACCUUUCAGUGUAAUCUAUGUAAAAAGUCGUACAAAACUCAGCAUACGUUUAAACACCACAAGUGCUGUUACUGUGAUUUAUGUAAGCAUUCUUUCUCUUCAUAUCAGAAGAAGACUGCACAUUGUUGCAAAAAUGUGUCUGAUACAAUAGAUGUGCCAGCUUCAUCUAAAAUCAAUGAACAGAACAGUUCAAAAUGUUUCCAACCACAUGCUUCAUUCCAGCAGACAGAAAGUACAUCAACUACACGCAUAAAAUACAAUGAUUUGAAACCAGUAACAUCUUUGAAUCUUCAUGCUAAAAAGUCAUGCUGUCAAACUUUAACUGAAACAUCUGUAGAAAGACAGAAACAAUAUUAUCAACCUGUGCGGUCUUUGUGGCAAAAAAAACAAUGUGAUGAUUUAAACAUUCAUGGUAAAAUAGUGUUUGGAGCAGAUGUAAUUGUGAAAGAACUACAAAAACCAUGUUCAUUCAAAAACAUAAAGGGGGAUGGAAACUGUUUCUUUCGCUGCAUUUCAUAUGUUGUCACAGGCAGUGAAGAGAACUAUCAUUAUUUUAGGAUGGCUAUCGUUUCACAUAUUAAAAAACACCCGCACAUGUUCAAAAUGUUAAUGAGUAAUAACAUAUCGGUGUUCUACUACAUACAGAAGUCAAAAAUGGACCAAGAUAAAGUGUGGGCAACUCAGGUAGAAAUAUUUGCUGCUGCUCAUUUCCUCAAAACAUCUAUUUAUAUUUAUACACAAACUGAUGUGUCAGGCAGAUUUCAGUGGUUGCAACAUUCACCAAAUUUUAUUGAUAGAAAUUGUCUUCAAACUACUCAACACAUUUAUAUAAACCACAGAAAUAGAAACCACUAUGAAGUAAUAUUGGAUGUACAGAAUAUUCAGUCUGACAUUCCAGAAUCUUUUAAUUGUAACAAACAAGUAUUGCAUGAAAUUCAAAAUCAGAUAAAUUUGACUUUUGAAAAAACAAAAUAUGAAAAAACUACUGUUAAUAGAAAAACAGAGAAACCUGUUUCUACUAUACAAUUAGAACAAAAUGAAGAAGAGGAAGAAGGUUCCUAUAACAGAAAAAAAGCAUAUGAAAGGAUAAAGAAAAGAGAGUGGAGAAAAAAUGAAGAAAAUAGGACUCUUGAAAAUGAAAAAAAACGUUUGAAUACAAAAAAUAGAGAGAAGGAAAAAAAUAUCAAGAAACAAAAAAGAUUGGAUCAAGAUGUUAAAGAUAAAGAAAAUGAGAAUAAACGUUUGAAUGUGCAGAGCAGAGAAGUUGAAAAAAAUAUCAAGAAACAAAAAAGACUGGAUCAAGGUGUUAAAGAUAAAGAAAAUGAGAGCAAACGUUUGAAUUUGCAGAGCAGAGAAGUUGAAAAAAAUAUCAAGAAACGAAAAAGACUGGAUCAUGAUGUUAAAGAUAAAGAAAAUGAGAAUAAACGUUCGAAUGUGCAGAGCAGAGAAGUUGAAAAAAAUAUCAAGAAACGAAAAAGACUGGAUCAUGAUGUUAAAGAUAAAGAAAAUGAGACUAAACGUUUGAAUGUGCAGAGCAGAGAAGUUGAAAAAAAUAUCAAGAAACUUAAAAGACUAGAUCAAGAUGUUAAAGAUAAAGAAAAUGAAAGAAAAAGACAAAACAUUGAUAACAGGUACAGGGAAAAAGAGCAUAAACAGAUUAGAAGAAGUGACAUGAAUUGCAGAAAUGAAGAUAGAGAAAGGGUGCAAAAAAAAACAACAUCACUAUCUCUAGAAAAUCUUAUUGAAUCAUUUCAUUCAUCUGUAGAGACAGGCCCAUUAUAUGUAUGUACUUGCUGUGAUCAGCUUUGGUACCGUGAAAGUGUACGACUCAAAUACAAUAUAAAUAUUCAAGAUGAAGAGCUAAACAAAAAGAUUUUUACAGGGUUUAAAAGUGCUGAAGGAAAAGAAUGGAUUUGUUUUACCUGUUUUUCGUAUGCAAAAAGGCAAAAAUUACCUCCACUGUCAAAAUGUAAUAAUCAAUUCCCAUCGAAGCCAUCAGUUUUAGAUCUUACAAACCUAGAGGAGCGCCUCAUCUCUCCUAGAAUUCCUUUCAUGCAGUUACAUGAAUUACCAAGAGGCGGCCAGAUUAGUUUAUAUGGAAACGUUGUCAAUGUUCCGGCAAAUGUAAACACUACAGUUACCCAUCUUCCUAGGAAUUGUGCUGAAAAUGAUACUAUUGCUUUGAAAUUGAAGAGAAGGUUGUCAAAUGAACAUUAUGUUCUCUUCCAAAACAUUCGCCCUGAAAAAGUGAGACAAGCUCUUUCUUAUCUUGUUGACCACAGUCUUUUGUAUAAGGAAGAAGGUAUUACAGUAGACGAUAACUGGGAUGUACCUACUUUGGACAAACAUGAUCUUGCAAUUGAAAAAGAGGAAGUUAAAGAUGAUUGGGAUGAAACAGCUACAUUUGAACAACCACCUGGAUCUUUAGACACAUUGAUGCAACCAAUAGAUCCUUUUUUGGAACAAUCUUCUGAAGUUUUCUCAUUUGCCCCUGCAGAAGGAAAUCAUCCUUUAAGUAUUUUUAUUGACAAACACUCAGAAGAGUUGUCUUUCCCAACUAUAUUUUGUGGUGAGAAAAGAUUAGAAAAUAACAUCAGCUAUGCAGAAAUUUGUAAAUCAGAACUGAGACGAUUAGAUCGAAGAGUGGCAGGACAUGUACCAAACUUAUUCUUCAAACAUAAAAAGCUUCAAGCAAAACACAUAAAUGAUAAAUCAAAUUUAAUAUUAAGGAAAGUAAAGGGUGGCCAUAAAAAAACUGCAGCAGAACUUAAAUCUCCAGAAAAUGUUAUGAAGUUAUGCAGAUUAGAUGAGGGUUACAAGAUUUUCAAAGAUUUAAGAGGAUCACCUCCAUACUGGGAAAAAACAAAAAAAGACUUGUUUGCCAUGCUCAGAGUCUUAGGAAUACCUACCUGGUUUAUGUCAUUUUCAUCAGCAGAAACAAGAUGGAUACAUUUACUCAAAAUACUUUCCCAGACAGUCAAUGGAAAAGUAUUAUCUUCAGAAGAAAUUUCAAAUCUUACAUUCUUUCAAAAAUCUGAAAUGAUAAGAAAAGAUCCUGUAACAUGUGCAAGACAUUUCCAGCAUCAGGUCAAAAGACUUCUCAACACUGUUCUUCUCAGCUCAUUAAACCCAAUAGGACAGGUAACAGAUUAUUUCUAUAAGGUUGAAUUUCAAAUGAGAGGAUCUCCCCACAUUCAUAUGCUGGUAUGGAUUGAUAAUGCUCCAAAAUUAGAGGAAGGUGGAGAAAAUACAAAAGCUGUGGAAGAAUUUGUUGAUGAAUAUGUGUCCUGUAAAAGAGAUUCAACAUUGGACUUAUUACUUCCAGUUCAAGAGCACAAUCACAGUAGAACAUGCAAGAAAAAGGGACAAUGUAUUUGCCGGUUUAACUUUCCUAUACCCCCAAUGCGAGAAACAUGUAUUCUAGAGCCAUUGGAUGAUGCUGUAGGCACAGAAGAAAGACAAGUUUGCAAACUAAAUUGGCAGAAAAUUGAGAAGAAAUUAGAUGAUUUCAGAAAAGAAACAGUUCAGACCAUGUCAUUUGAUGAAUUCUUACAAGCCUUAGAAUUGACUGAUGACAGCUAUAUUAAUGCAGUCCGUUCAACUUUGAAUGCAAAAAGGAUAUUCUUGAAGAGAGAUGUUCAUGAAACCAGACUCAAUGCCUAUAAUAGAACUUUACUACAAUGCUGGAGAGCAAAUAUAGAUAUUCAAUUCGUUUUAGAUGCAUAUGCUUGUGCAGUAUAUAUUGUUACAUACAUCUCCAAGUCACAACGUGGUAUGUCAAACCUGUUAUACCAUGCAGUUCAAGAGGCUAGAGAUGGAAAUAACAGUCUCAGUAAACAGGUACGCUCAGUUGGCCACAAGUUUCUCAAUCAUGUUGAAGUAUCUGCACAAGAAGCAGUAUAUUUCAUUUUACAGAUGCCACUGAAACAAUCAUCCAGAGAUGUAGUAUUUGUAAACACAUCUCCACCUGAAGAAAGAGUGAUUAUGUUAAAAAGUCUUCAUAUAAUAAAGAACAUGCCUAGUGAUUCCACUGACAUUGAAACCAAAAGUAUCCUUACGAGGUAUUCGGAAAGACCAAAAGACCUGGAAAAUGUGUGCUUAGCAGACUUCUGUUCACAGUACAAAAUUGUAUACAAGAGAAAGGGAAAUCCUAAAGUACAGUUUGAUGUUAAUGUUGAUGAUGACAACCAUGAAGAAGAUGAUGAUGAUGCUGAUGAUGACAUCUUUGGGGAUCAUUCCAAUGGUUCUACUUAUAAGCUAGCAGACGGAAAUAUUCUGAAAAAAAGAAAGAGAUCUGUGAUCAUACGUUAUGUCAGAUAUCAACAGUCACUUGAUCAAGAAAACUACUUUCGGGAAAUUUUACUUCUAUUUCAUCCUUGGAGACAGGAAAGUUUGAUGAUGGGAGACAGCGAUUCUUACACAAAUCGCUACUUUUCCAUACAGAAAAACUGUGAGAUUGAAACAAAGAUGAAAGAGUAUAACCAUAACUCUGUAGAAAUAGAUAAAGCUAUGGAAGAUGCAAUCAGUUUGGUGAGAGAACAACUGGCAGCAGGUUGGAACAAAAUUGCACCACAGACACAGUCACUUGAGGAAGAAGAUGAACUUGAAGGUGAAAAAGACAGUCAUGAGUAUGCAUCUAUAGCACCAACUGAGGAGGACAUACAACAAUAUUCUGAAUUCACCAGUAAUACUUCUGUUUCUAAACUUGAAAUCAUCAGAAACAUGGUUCCAGAUGAAGAAUACCACAAACAGUGCCAGUGUUUGAAUACAGACCAAAGGAAAUUUUUCCUGUAUAUUUUGAAUCAGGUCAAGACAUGUGAAAAUCCUUUUUACAUUUUCCUAAGUGGAGGGGCAGGAGUUGGAAAAACUGUUGUAGUAAGAACAAUCUACCAAGCUCUCAUAAGAUGGUACAAUUCAAAACCUGGAUCAAAUCCAGAUGACACAAAGGUCUUGCUUUCGGCACCUACUGGUAAGGCGGCAUACCUUAUUAAAGGUAAUACUCUACAUUCCAUUUUUGCAAUACCAGCAAAUCAGGGCUUUUCAUACACACCUUUGGCAAGUGACAAACUGAAUACAUUAAGGUCUAAAUUCUGCCAGUUGAAAUUUUUAAUUAUUGAUGAAGUGUCAAUGGUUGGCAAUCAUAUGUUUUCCUUUAUAAAUCAACGUCUGCAACAAAUCAUGGGAAGUUCACAGGUCUUUGGUGGUGUUUCCAUAUUAACAGUUGGGGAUCUGUAUCAGUUGAAACCAGUUUUUGAUGGUUGGAUUUUUGCAAACCUUCAUGAUGAUUAUGGACCAUUAGCAACAAAUCUGUGGAGAGAAAACUUUACAAUGUAUGAACUGACUAAAAUUAUGCGCCAAAGAGACUCAAAAGAAUUUGCUGAACUACUCAAUCGAUUGAGGGAAAAUAAACAAACAAAAGCAGAUAUAGAGCUAUUGGAAAAAAGAACAAUUGAAACUGAUAUUAUUGAUCCAUCAUAUCCUAUACAAGUACCACACAUCUACCUGACACGUAAAAUGGUUGAAACGCACAACAUGCUUGUAUGUGAUAAUCAAGGUGCAAAAAAGAUUUCAAAUCAAUCUUUUGAUGUUGUACUUGGAGAUGUAACUCCUGAAGUUAAACAAAGGAUUUUGUUAAAGAUUCCCAAUGACACGUCAAAAACAAUGAAUUUAAGUUCCAAAGUUGAGACUGCAUUGGGUUUAAGAAAUGAACUUUCAUGUAAUGUUGACAUUGAAGAUGGCAUGGCCAAUGGUGCUCCAUGUAUACUUACCGCAGUUGGUCCAAUAGACAAGACUGGAAGAUACAAACACAUGUGGGUCCAAUUUGAAAAUGAAAAUAUGGGCAGUAAAUGUAGACUUGAAAAUAAGACAUUGUACACUAAAUUUAUAAAUCCGAAGUGGACACCUCUAUUUAGAGUGAAGAGACUUUUUUCUGCAGGAAAGUACAAAUCUGCAAAAGUUAUGAGAGACCAAUUUCCCAUACGCUGUGCUGCUGCAAAGACAUGUCAUAGGUGUCAAGGUGACACAAUGGAAUGUUUAGUGGUAGAUUUUUCUGGUAAAAAGUUUCCACAUGCCCAUUAUGUUGGAUUGUCAAGGGUGACACAACUUGAAAACCUUAGUAUAAGGCAUUUGAAUAUAAAAAACAUAGCAGUUGACAAGUCUGUAGGGACAGAAAUGAAAAGACUAAGAAGUUCACCCUUACUGAUAUCAGAUCCACUCAACAGCAGCAACAACACUUUCAAUAUCUUGUACCAGAAUGUAAGAUCACUUAGAAAACACUUUCCAGACAUUCUUUCCUGUGAGCACUACAACAAUACAAAUAUCAACAUUUUCUCAGAAACAAAACUUACAGAUAAAGAUGUUACAAACCAGUACAAUAUGACGGAUUUCUACAUGUACAGGUGUGACAGUCCAAAGAAUAGAGCAUAUGGGUUAAUGGUAUAUUCUAAAAAUAAAUUCAACAACAAUACCAUACAUAAAUAUACACUACACAACUUCAGUUACAUAGAAACAGUUUUGAUGGAUACACAGACAGGACUGCCAGACAUUCCAGUUAUAUCUGUUGCUGGCUUGUAUGUUUCCCCCAAGACAACUAAAGAAGAUUUAAAACUUCAUUUACAUGAAAUAAUUGAUGUCCUUAAAGAAAAAAGACAGCCAUAUGUUGUAAUUGGUGACAUGAAUAUUAAUCUGCUCAACAUUCAAGAUCAUUUUAUUAUGGACAUUCUUCAAUGCACUCAAAUUAUAAAAGAAGUGACAACAGAUUACAUAUCACUUUUAGACCAUAUUUAUAUCAGUCAAGACCUUCAGUCAUUAAAGUACAAAUCAGGUGUGGUAGAGUCUUAUUUCUCAGAUCAUAAAGCUGUCUAUAUAUCACUGGAAAAAUCUUCAGUAACUAAGUGUUAA
Messenger RNA from Ruditapes philippinarum (Manila clam), 10664 nucleotides. RefSeq lists its product as uncharacterized. The record is from RefSeq and is a predicted model, not a curated record. Bases 3624 to 10664 code for a protein of 2346 amino acids. Gene Ontology annotation, biological process: telomere maintenance; DNA repair. The transcript has 2 exons. Gene Ontology annotation, molecular function: DNA helicase activity. NCBI's taxonomy places the organism in Eukaryota, Metazoa, Mollusca, Bivalvia, Venerida, Veneridae.